CGUUUGAAUGAAAAGGGUCUCGAAUGUGCAAGGGAAAAAAAAUCAAGACGCGUUGACGAUGUAAAAGUAGUAAAGUGACUGUAAAGAAGAGAAACGAAGCCAAAUUGGAAGAAUUAUUCUUGUGAUAUAAAAAAAUAAAAAGAAGAGAGAACAAGUAAUAAAGUUUUCUCAAAACAUUGCAAAUCGUGUACAAAAUUUUUUUGGGUACAUCGUUUAUUUGUAAUAUCAAGUUCGGGUUACGCGAACGAUUUUUUUUUUUUUUUGAAACGUUCUACUGGAUUUCGUUUUUCACGAGAUUUGUUUGAGUUACGCUCGUUGGUAGAAGUUAAAAAAAAUUGUCGAUUUUUUUAGGCAAAUUUUUGUAACUUUCUAUUUUCUUUUUCUUUUUUUUUAUUGUUUUUUGAUUCGACAUCGUUCGACGGGAGGUGAAAUUUUAAAGAGAAAACCGACAGCGACGUAACUCGGAAUAAUGUUUAUACAUCGUUGAUAGGGAUUUUCGAGGGUAAGGAUAUAAAAUGCAAGGAUAAAAGUUGAGGAUUGAAUAACAUAGUCGCGGAGGCGUAAAAAAACGACGAAUAUGGAAGUGUGACGGAUGGAAAAUUAACGAAUUAUCGACGUGCUCGUUUGCGGAAAAAAAGUGCGACGUCUCGCGUCAUUCGGCGAAGGAAGGAGUCGACUUGUGUCGGGCUGAGGUGCGAACUUGGAGAAAACGAGAGUACGGAGUGCUUGCAAAUAGGAGAGACCGUGAUCACAGACAGCCUUGAAACCGAGCCGGUUAUUUCCCCGCCGUUGAGUAUGAAGGCAGUGAAAAUACGCUCUACAUCACUAAUCAUAUUUCCAUCUGAGCAGUUUCUACAGGUAUAGAAGUCCGCGAAGUUUUCGGGGCGUGUUAACGAGGGUACAAAAUCACUCAAACCGUGUGAAAUAAAUUAGAGAGCCCUCCUGUGAAUUACCAGCACGAUGUGUUGCGUGGGCGAGUCCAAUCCUUCAUUUCCCAAGAUCGAGUUCUGCGAAGGUCUGCGAGCAAGAAGUCAAAGAGAGGAAAUCGGUGCCGCUAAUUGAAAAAAGAAAGGUCACGAAAUUUCGUUGCUGAGGACAUGAGGACCGUCGUGGAAGUCGCGGAUCUGAACAGGACGCUCUUUACUCGGAUUGGGGAGACGCGGGUGAGGCACGCUUUGCAUCGUUUUUACCGCGAAAUGGUGCCACUUCCGGUGUCGUCGCUCGGCACGAACCUGACCUCCAUCCCAAACGACAAACUGGACGUCGGAAACGGAACGACCCCGAGCGAGGAACUCGACGGGACGACGCACAAGCUCUACCUCUACGGUACCCCGCCUCUGAUACUGUUCUGCAUCAUAUCCAUCGCCAUAAACGUCAAGAUACUUGUCAGCGUCUACUGGAUACGGCGACCCCUCAGCCCCACCCUCCACAUUAGCCUCAGCCUGGCUGGCGCUGAUGCCUUCUCCAGCAUAGCUUUAGGAGUCGGUCUCGUGAUGAACAGCUUUGUCCCCAUCGGACUGGGCUACGAACUCUCGGGCGUUGACUGCUUUAAACUGGGGCUCGAAGCCGUUAGGCUCGGCGCGAUAAUAAUAACUGUCGCCCAUCUGAUGGCCCUUGCAGCGAAUCACUACCUCGGGAUCCUGAGGCCUCUGCACUAUCUCUCGAUAAUGACGCACAGAAACACUACGCUGCUGGUGGUGCUCCUUUGGGUCCUACCCCUGUCCUUUUUCUUGUCGUACUUUGGUCUGAUUGAGGACCAGGGUUUCCAAUCGGAGAACUGCGAGAUAAACACGUUCCUGUAUUACAAGAAGUUCAGACUGAUGUUCAGCAGCCUCUUCUUCGGCCCGUUUCUUCUCAUGGUCUGCAUCUAUACUCACAUAUUCUGCAUAGUCAAGAGACACCAAGCGUCCAGACUUAAAUUCAGCAGAGCCGGGUCUCUCCAUCGGGGACCAAACAGCCUGCGGCAAAACUCGUCCCAGCAGAUGGCCAGGAACGUGAAGGCCAUCCACACGACCCUCUACAUCCUCGGAAGCUACGUGGUUGGUUGGAUGCCAGGAACGAUUCUGUACAUCCUCGCUUGCGACGAUUGCCUUCUGAACCUUGACUGGGUUACCGGAAGAGCCAAGUUCCUCGUCUACAAUGCUGUCAACUGCCUGAUAAUUCUGAAAACACUAGUGAACCCAAUCAUAUACGCGGCAAGGAUGCAUGAGAUCAAGGUGGCGAAGAGGCGGAUGCACGCGUCCCUCUGCAGAUGCUUCAAUCCAGCGCGAGCCGACGGCAUGGCUAUCGGCCUCCACUGUAGUAGCGAGGGGAACCAGAGUAACAGAGCAUCUCUUUCGAGGACGGCAGUUUGCAAACUGGCGAGCAACGUCAGUGGGAAGAACCAGCGCGGCAGUGACCGCUCCUACACAAGGACAAACACUGUUCUCUGAGGUCGGCGGGAGGCCGUCGAGAUGAAAAGACUCGACGCCUAACGACAAUUUUAAUGCAAAAGUAUCCCAGCAGGGUGCAUAUAGCUGAGCUACUGCAUCCCGUUUAACAACCUAACACGGGCCACCAUUACUCUUCUGAUAUUAAGCGCAUGCAUAUGCGGCACACAAUACCCCAGAGAGAUUAACGGUCGGUGGUUGGUUUGCGGGGAAAUGACAAAUAACGAGAAGGUGUUGCAGGGAGAGCCAUGAGUUCAGAUAUAUUGACCAUGGUGAUAAGUGUAUUUGAAACCUUGAACAACGGUGAAGAAAAUAUUGUUUUGAAAAGUGAAUAUUUCAUUCAAUGCAUAUAGGUCACUGAUAUCAGUGAUAUAAAUGUGUACGUAAACAUAAGAGGAAAAGAGUUAACCAGUUUAACCAAUACCUAUCGGUGUUGUAAAUAACGCAGUGCUCGCUUUGAAUUGUGAACGUAUACUAUGUAUUUACGCGUGCCUAAGGAUUAUGGUCUUUUUGGCAGUAAUAGAGAUAUACGCGAGGAAAAUAAUACAGUUGAAUAAAUAAAUUAAUUGACGCUCGCUGAACAACGCAGUGGACAAAGUACAUUUCGAGAACACUGAAUGAACUAUUUGAAAAAUUCUGAACAUGGCGUCAGGUGCGACGAAUGACGUAAUAAAUUUUGUGGCCAAUCGUAUGGCAGUGCUAUAAACUUCGCUAGGGUUCGCCGAGUAUUGAUUGGAAUAAUAAAAAUUCAAUACCAUACCAAUAAAUCACUAAAUAUUUGCCCUUCGAGAUAAUGAACAUUGACUGUCUGAACGUUCACGAUGAUAAUACAAUACUAUGUGUAAAAUAUAUAUAUAUAUAUAUAUAUUUCGCUUUUGCAAAUUAUUACGACGCAAUUAUAUCUAAUUUAUGUAAUUGUGAAAAAUAAUAAUGUUGAGCUGUAUAUAUCGAAACAUUUAAAAUUUUCUCAAAUUGUAUAACAACCGAAUCGGUAAAUACAUACUGAUACUGUUCUUUUUUCGAUAAUUUUCUUUCCUACUUUCAUCGAGUGUACCUGUAAAUGCAAAAUAAAC
Neodiprion fabricii is the source of this 3502-nucleotide messenger RNA. Its product is annotated as lysophosphatidic acid receptor 1-like. The coding region runs from base 1098 to 2432 and encodes 444 amino acids. Gene Ontology annotation, biological process: G protein-coupled receptor signaling pathway. The transcript has 7 exons. Lineage: Eukaryota; Metazoa; Arthropoda; Insecta; Hymenoptera; Diprionidae. Gene Ontology annotation, cellular component: membrane. The record is from RefSeq and is a predicted model, not a curated record. Gene Ontology annotation, molecular function: G protein-coupled receptor activity.